AUGCCCCGACCGCGCGGACGUCCCAAGAAAUCAACCACCCCCCAGCUCAAACCAAAACCGAAGCCGAAACAGAAAUCCAAGACCAAGUCCAAAAAGCGAAGAGUGACUCAGGAAGAAGGCUGGUGGACCAUCCGCGAAGUUCUUGAUGAGAGGGUUGGCAAAGCAGGACAAGUCGAAUACUUGGUUCAGUGGGAGGACGAAAUUCAUACAGGGGAAAGCUUCCCUCCAAGUUGGAUUGAAGAAGUGACCGACGACGCUCUUCAGGAGUGGGAGGACAAGAAGAAGGCUCGUCAGGGGACCCAGGAGCCCAUAGCCUCGGUGGAAACCACAGAAACCACGGAAUCAGAGCGCGCAAAUGCUUCACCCCUGACCCGACGUCGGUCUGACUCUUUUGACCCCAACCCGCGACCAACGAAGAAGGUCAGGGCUGAGCAAGCAAUCGCAGGGUCUGAAGAACCUGUCCCGUCUAUUGUUUCAGCUUCAUCUGUUGAUCUGGAUGCGGAAAGCACAUAUUCUCUAACCGAGGACGAUCUUGCUCGACUCCAAGCUCAAAGACUUGCCAUUGUUUUCACUAAGCCCGACAACUUUGACGCCUCCGAGUACCAGAGUGUGAGCAACAGCCAGACCAGUUCCCAUAAGGUAUCUGAACUUGAGGAGAACGACCAGCGAGCUGCAUUUGCGUCGCAAUUAAGCCAAGGUACCGUCCCCGAUUCGCAAGAUCUUUCCGGUCACCUGUGGGCUCGCGCAGAGCCUAAAUCUCCCUCUGUUGCUGAAGAGGUUGACCAGUCAAGGGCUCCCGCGUCUCCUGAACUCGGAUCUCUCCCGCCCGAACAGCACCAAGCUCCCACAUCCCCUGAACCUCGCGAGCGUUUGGAACUCGAAGACUCGUUUGUACCCAGCCAGGAGGAAAGUUCCAGUCAUCCCAGCACCUUGCAGGAGAGUCAAUCCACACAAGACGACCGCCUGUCCAACAACAACGAGGCCAUUGAGGAGGACCAGCAGGACGAAGACAGCCCUCUGCUUGAAGAGGACAACCAAGACGACCAAGACUAUCAGGACGACGAGGCUUGCCAGGACGACGAGGAUACCGAUAACUCCCCUAUCGUGCUGGACCUCGAAAACAUCUCUGACGAUUCGACAAUCUCCGAUAUCGAAGAAACCGCGAGCAUUCCUGGCGAUUCCGCGCUCACAUACGUUGAUAGUGCUCCCGACAACCAGGACUCUUCUUACAUCGAGAGUACUUUGGAUGAUCGAGACCCCCAGGUAGAUCACGAUACUGCAGUCGACAGCCAAGAUCUCGGAGACGAGCAGAUCGCCCCUGAGCGUGAACUCGCCCAGGAUCAGGAUAGUUCUGAAGACAAUCAAAUUGUUCAAGACGAUCCAGAGCCUGCAGACGACGACGACACUCAGGACAUUGUGGACCAAGGAAACCCAAAGACCGACGUCGGUAGGUCAAAGGACACCCAGUCUCCUGUAGACAGCUCAUGCGCUUAUACCAGUCGAGCUUCCCAGGAGAAGCAGAGCCUUGAAGAGAGCCAAGACGUACAGGAGCAACAGUCGAACCGAGAUCGCAGCCCUAGGGUUAUUGACGACUCUUUGGACAGACAAGAUUCACUGGUUGACCACGCUGAAUCCCAGGGUGCGUCACAAGUUUCUUGUCCUGAAGAAGACACGGAUACUGGGAACGAUUACGUGCCUGAGCCCGAAUCAACUGCAGUCCCCGAAAGUUCUGACGACAGUCAUUUCUCCAAGCCAAGCAACGAAGCCGGUGCAAUUCCGCCUCUGGGAUCGCUAUUGUCAUCCCAAGCAUCCGGGCCAGGACAACAACCCACGCCGAGUUCCCGAGUCUCGAUUAACUCUCUGGUUAUUCCGGACUCCCAGGACCAGUCGUUAACCACCCAGGACCAGCAGCUUGUGGCUGCACAGAGUCAAGGUUCAUUGUCAUUGUCACAGCCUCAAGUCACUCCGGCACCAUCGCAGAUCGAGGUUGUCCCAGACUCCGUGACAACCAGCUCGGGAAUUCCAUCCCAUCAACCCGAUCAGUCACAAUCAGGUUCAGUAGACAGCCAGGCUUUAACAGAAAGUGAUCGGACAAAUCUGGGCGCCCAUCCCUUGACUGAAGCCGCGAACCUUGAACAGCCAUUGGCCUCGAACGUGACAUUCAACUCGCAGGUCUUCUUGACCCAACCACGGCCGCUGCGCCAUUCCUCUGAGUUUCCAAGCUCAUACUCUCCCCAAGUCUCCCGACCUUCUGAGCCCGAACGGCCUGCUUCUAGUCUAGGGUUUCGGGCACGGUCUCCCGACAAACCUCAAACUCCCCAAGCAUCGCAGGUGGCUCAAGAAGAACCGGAAAGAGCACAGCCUUCAGAAGACGAAGAGCUCACGACCUGUCCUAUUCAAGCUAUAAUCCGACGCUCGCUGUCUGGUGGGCCUUCACUGCCAUCGCAACCAGAACCCGACACAAUGGAUCCGUCCUCACCCGGCCGACGACAGAGUUCGGCAGUCGAUGAGUUGAAACGCUACAUAGACUUUGGCAAGGAUUCAUUUCUGACACAGGCCGAAGAGUCAGCAGAGCCUCCCACAUCUUCAGAAGCGCCGAACCAUGAAGACCCCAUGGCUACUACGGCGGUCCCGGAAGUCAUGGUGAGCUCCUCCGAGUUACCGAUACAAUCUCAGCCGGCCUACUCGGUGGAACCAUGGAAAGCAGAAGUUCUGGGCAAUACACCAGAAGAACCAGCUCCGUCCAUCUCGCCGGCGUCUAUCAUGGCCAACCCCAACCAGUCUGCGGUCGAACGAAUGCAAGAAAUAGUAAACAUGUCAUUUGGCGAUUCGGCAGGCUCUCUUUCACAGUCCUUGAUUGCCCAGGAACCCGAGAUGAUGCCUCCAGGAACCAUCUCUCCGGCUGCUAUCAUCAGGUCGGUCGAUGCGGUUGAGUCGACACAUACGUUAGACUUCUCGAACCAAGGUACACUAUCUUCAAGGAUCGAUGAAAGUUCAGGGCAGGAGAUCACCAUGGGACAGGCUCCCGACGAGCAAGAAUCCGAUGUCUCAUCACAGUCUUCUCAUCGGUAUGAAAAUGCCUCGCCUCAUAUCGUUACUCUCCCAAUGCAUGCAAGUCGGCGACCAUACUAUGAGGCGAUCAUCGUGGAUCACAAGAAUGAUAUCCACGAGUUCGGCUCGAUGUUUACCGAAGGCAUGGAUGAAGAACCUAGCGAGGCUCUCAAGGACAAGAUCGACAAACUUUUCAAUCGCCUAUUGAACAUUUGCGACUAUCCUCAGGACAUCGUCGGAACCCCCCUGGAACGACUCCCUUCCCCCGACCUAGCCAAAUACUGCUGUGAUGCCAAUCCCAAGUUCAACUUUCUGUUUGAACUGUUGUCCGCCCUUGGAGAAAAGGAGACGGGAAUCCUGAUCAUUGCACGCAGUGCUGAACUCCUGCGGCUUAUCUUUGCCGUCACCGAAGCUGUGGGCAUCGAGUGUUCAGCAGAGAGCAUUGGAAAGCAAAGCGACUAUCCAUCAGUGACGAGAAUCACUCUGGCGCUAACUACUGAGGAGUUCGAUCCAUACAAAUUCGAUGUUGUCAUCGGAUACGAUUAUGGCUUCAGCAGUUCAUCCAUGGCCAAGCAGUUGUCAAAAGAAAACGUCCGAAAGCCACCGCUGGUGCUGUUGCUCACGACGACACACACGAUCGAGCACAUCGCACUGCGCAAAUCGCAAGACAUGUCGACACUAGAGAGCAAGAAUUCAUUGCUGGCGAGUAUCAUCCUUGCAAGGCGCUAUCUGGAAGAUCCGGAACGUGGCUACGGUGACCCGCAUCAAGUCGCAGAGAUCUUUUCAAAUUAUCUAAAUGGCAUUACUGAUGCGGUGAACUGGGAGCCUCAAGGCAUACCAGACGACGUACUUGAUGUUUUUGCGACAAACUCUCAAUCGCAAUCCUUGUCCGAGGACAGGUUGACAUCUGGAAACAACCUCAAGCGAAAGCAUGAUGACGAUGAUGAGGACGAGUAUUCCAAGCGAUCACGCGUGCUCCCUCUCACAGAGUUGCCAGUUGACACUCGAGAUCCUCCGCUAACCCUCGCAAUGCGGCAAUUCCUCGAAAGCAUCACGCCUCGGGGGCAAGGAAGAAAGGAGAACGACUCCACGAUCGAGAUACCCAUCUCGCAGUUGGAGUCGAUCAGAGAAAAGCACGACGAAUACAAGCGUCAAAUUGCUUUGGGGCGAGGGAUCGAAGUCGACUACAAGUCCGUCAUCAACCGGCUUGACAAAGAACUCAAGGAUUACAAACGGACUGUCAACAAAAUCGAAAGAUCAAAUCGCACUGCCCUCCAAGAUCGAACAAUGUUUGAGAAGGAGAAGCAAAAGGCUGAGAGUAAUGCAAAGGCAGCAGCAGAGACAGCGGAGAGAGAGAGAAAGAAGCUACAGAAGCACAUCGAGGAACUCGAAUCCAAGAUCGCGCACUUGACAGCAAGCCCUGAAGCGUCGAAACUGGAAGACAUGCUCAGAGAGGAGCAGGGUCAAGUGGAGCUUCUGACGAAGAGGCUGAGCAACGCUCAAACAACAAACGAGUUUUAUCAACACCGCUACCAAGAGGUCGAUGGCCAAGCCACAGAACUGGCGACUGAGAACAAGGAGCUCAAGAGUCGGCACGAAGACUUGCGGACAAAGGCAUCCGAUAACUUUAGAAAGAUCCAAGAAAUCAACGCCAGCCAGCAAUGGGAAGCAAUGAAGGACCAAAUCAAACAACUCACAGCUCAGGUCAAUGAGAGAGAGCACCUGUUGAACUUGGCCCACGAAGAGCUACGAACAUUGCGGAAUGGGCGUCCGCAGACUCGGGGGACUAGCGUGCCACGGAGCCCUCGCGUGCCCAUGAUGAGCCCACGGCCAGGUCGAGGUGGAUUCACCGGUUCUGCUAGCAGAGGAACAAGCCCGACUACAGCGCCGAGUCAUGAAGGCUUCAUGGGACCCGGAGCCCAGUUUAUGGGCCAGCAAUCUAGGAACGGAAGAUGGGGUAAUCAUCUCCAAGACUAG
Fusarium keratoplasticum is the source of this 5028-nucleotide messenger RNA. Its product is annotated as Chromo domain-containing protein. Lineage: Eukaryota; Fungi; Ascomycota; Sordariomycetes; Hypocreales; Nectriaceae. The transcript is spliced from 4 exons. The coding region runs from base 1 to 5028 and encodes 1675 amino acids. The record is from RefSeq and is a predicted model, not a curated record.